AGUGACAUUUUUGUUAACGUUCCGGUCCCCAUGCAUCUGUUUUGAUUGGCGAUCAAUCUGAGCGCAGCACCGCAGUGCUGCUACAGUCAAUCUCAGUAACAUCCCUCCAGUCCGGCCACUAAAAACAAUGUCAACAUACUGAGCCUAAUUAUGGAGGAAGCCGUGCCAUUUAGCAUCGUGUCCACCGUCAAAGCGUUGAGCGGCGCGUUGAGGAGAGAUGCUGAACAUGAAGCCGAUAUCAGCCGCGAGCGAGAGAGGCUCUGGUUCAAGGAGAGCAGCGGAAAAAACCUGAGAAAUCGUGACUUCUUGUCACCCAACACGGUUCUGACGACGCUGUACGCCGGCGGAGAGGUUCCCUCUGAUGUUCUCAGUGGUAUUCGCUCUCUUCAUGGCAGCGGCGUAUUGCCGCUAGGAGCCACUGAGGUGACACCAGAAGGUCUGCGUGUGUGUGUGGAUCGCUGUGCAGCAUUCAGAGGUGUUUUAUGUGGAAUAAUGCCAUAUCUGAGACCUGCUGCUCAGAGACAGGGCUGUGUCCUCAUCAACUGCCCUGCUCUCCACACCAAACAAACAGUGCCAUCUCCUGAUACACUAGCUCUGGGGCAGCUUCGGACCGUUCUCAUUGCUGACCACCUCGGAGCUCAGCUCAGAAGACAAGGGUACACUGUGUCCUUUAGUCCAGCCUUGCCACAGGACAGUGACAUUGUCAACUUUCUGAAAACGCUAGGCAUUGAUUGGCCGACGGUCCCUGUCAGCUGGACCAAUGAGGACAGGGAGGAGAAAAUGAAAAAAGCUUUAGAGAACUCAACCUACAGAGACAGAGAGAUGGAGAGAGGAAAAAGGAGAAGCAGAGGCGAGGAAAUAGAGGGAGAGAGAAGAGGGAUAAAAGAGGAAGUUAGGAUAAACCUUAAACAAGUGGUACAGGACGACAACCUUCAGGGGUAUGAUCCCAGUCUUGGCACUUGCACAGUGCAGAGAGAAGCUUUGUGUCAUCUGGCCCAGCUCGACAGUGCUGCCACAGAUUUCCCUAUCUCUACAACGACAGCCCUGCAUGUCACUUCCUGUCAGGAUGAGUUUCGUCAGCAGCAAACAGCCAUGUUGUGGAGAGCGGCGGGUGCAACGGCAGUGCAGAGAUUGGUGAUUUGUGGUCCUGUUAAAACUCCUGGAAUUCAGAUGAAUGCAGCUCAGUAUCUUCAGUUACGAAAAGCUCAGAUGAAAGAGGCCUCAGAAAUGAAGUAUGGAGACCAAGUGGAAGGUCAGACAUGGGAUGACAUAAUUAGAGUCAUGACCUCGGCCACAGUGAGGUUUGAACUGCUUUCCACAGUGCACACAAGUCCGGUUACCUUAGAUGUUCAGCGGGACAGUGGUGUGUCCACAAAGGGCCCCAGGGGUGGAGUCUUUGUCAUGUACAACUGUGCUCGUCUUCACACACUUUUCAGCAGCUACGAGAAAGGGGUGGAGCAAGGUCUUUAUCCAGAAAUUCCUGGAGGCAUAGAGCUGGACUUUUCUGCCCUAAAAGAGGAGGGGGAGUGGCUUCUUCUCUUCAAUUACCUCAUUCCAUUCUCUGAGUUGCUGGACCAAUCGGGACACAUCCUGGAACAUGAAGGCAGCACAGCCAGAGUGAAUUUAAGGACUGAACAGGUGUGCAGAUUCUUGGUGUCUCUCAGUAAAGAUUUUAGCUCCUACUACAACAGAGUUCACAUCCUUGGGGAGCCCCUGCCUCAUCUUUUUAAUCAGAUGUUUUGUCGUUUAUUGCUGCUGAGAGCAUUAAGAGAACUUUACCACAGUGCCCUAGACUCCCUUAACCUUCCCCCAAUACCCCAACUAUAGCAUCUCCAUUGCAGACAUUACAAAUUCUCUCCCUUAACAGCCAGCACUCUUCCAUUUCCUUUAUUAUUACACCUUAGAUACCUUCCUCAUAGCCAUAAUUGCCUGACCAUAUUGUCUGAA
Molecule: messenger RNA, 1947 nt
Organism: Carassius carassius (crucian carp)
Lineage: Eukaryota; Metazoa; Chordata; Actinopteri; Cypriniformes; Cyprinidae
Gene: dalrd3
Product: DALR anticodon binding domain containing 3
Exons: 13
Coding region: 151-1827 (558 amino acids)
Biological process (GO): arginyl-tRNA aminoacylation; tRNA C3-cytosine methylation
Molecular function (GO): ATP binding; arginine-tRNA ligase activity; tRNA binding
Source: RefSeq, a predicted model, not a curated record